Aspergillus glaucus CBS 516.65 is the source of this 790-nucleotide messenger RNA. RefSeq lists its product as uncharacterized. The transcript has a single exon. The record is from RefSeq and is a predicted model, not a curated record. NCBI's taxonomy places the organism in Eukaryota, Fungi, Ascomycota, Eurotiomycetes, Eurotiales, Aspergillaceae. Bases 377 to 592 code for a protein of 71 amino acids.
GAUGGUGUUAGCUUUAUUUCUUGCUCGUAUUUUAGAUGUUAUAUACUCCGUACUAUAAAGAUAUCCCUCCUUAUCAACUAUUCUCGCUUCCUAGGUGUUGAUUCCCUUGUUCAGCGUCACUAUGAACAGCCUAGGGUUCCGAGUCGAGCCCUUGCAUUUUCUAGCCCGUACCACUAAAACAGCCGCGAUCUUCAAUCACCACUUAUCAAGACGGAUAGCGAAUAAUAUGAAAGGACCAGAGCGCCUACUGUGAUCUGUAUCAACGAGGACCCUGCUCCCUCCGAUGUAACGGGAUGCUCCGUCCCUAUCAGGACCUAUCAGGGGUACAACGUCCAUACAGGUACCUUUGGACAGCGAGAUAAACUCACGACUUAUCAUGGCCGUGACUCAGAGGACUGGUCUAGAUGAUAAGAGCAAGAUUCAAAUACCGCGCAUCCCCUCUGUUCUUUCUAGCUUUUCCCUUCUCUUCUUGAUUCCAGUUUUGGUCGUGAUGACUAACCUUGCCAUAACCUUAAUGGUACCUCCGACGAUGUCCCGGACUGGAUGGUAUGGCCAGGCAUUUAUCGACAUGAGGGUUCUGUUUACUGGAUGAUAUGAUCAUAUGCCGUUGUCAUACGAUGUCUUACUCCGGAGAAUUUACUCGGUAUUCGAGAAUUCAGUGCUACUUCUAUACAGACGAAUGCUACGGAGUACAAAAUCAUCUUCUCGGGCGAAUGCUUAGACCAAUCAGACAAACCCGACCAUUCAAGCACAUAAUUCGAUUGCCAAAUGCUUUCCAACCUUAUCUGUG